AUGCUCCCGCCGCCCCCGCGCCAGCCGCCGCCCCAGGCGCGCGCGGUCCGCGGGCCGGUGCGCCUGCAGAGGGCCUUCCUGCGCGGCCCGCUGGGCGUGCUGCGGCUGCUGCAGCUGCUGGCCGGCGCCGCCUUCUGGAUCACCAUCGCCACGAGCAGGUACCAGGGCCCCGUGCACUUCGCGCUCUUCGUGUCGGUGCUCUUCUGGCUGCUGACCCUGGGCCUCUACUUCCUCACGCUGCUGGGCAAGCACGAGCUGGUGCCCGUGCUGGGUUCGCGCUGGCUCGUGGUCAACGUGGCACACGACCUGCUGGCGGCCGCGCUCUACGGAGCCGCGACGGGCAUCAUGAUUGCCCAGACGCAGAGCCACAGCUACUGCAACCUCAAGGAUUACCAGAUGGCCUGCGCCUACCACGCCUUCUUGGCGGCCGCCGUCUGCGGUGGCCUCUGCCUCGGCCUCUACCUACUCUCGGCCCUCUACGGCUGCUGCCGCCGCUACCAAGGGGAGCAGGAGGUGGCGUGAGCCGCCGCGCCGCGGGGCGGGGACCCUCCCGAGACCGGCGUCCCCGUACUUCCUGCCGCCGCCGCCCCGCGCCCGUGCGCCCCGGCACCCACCCGUCGCCCCGCGCUCCCGCCCGCGCUCGGGCGCCCUGGCCCGCCGUUCCCGUGCGACUGCAGAGCCGCCGCCUGGAGUCCGGCCAGACGCGCCGCCUGCGCCGUUUCCUGGGAUCCCGGCAGGGCCGCAUCCGAGCAGCGGGCCCCCACGCAUCCUGGCCGUCCGAGGCGAAACCUCGCGCUUCCUCGCCCCCUUCCGUGCCGAGAGCGAGACGUGGACAGGCGCCGCGUAGAUCCGGGGGAGGCUCCCAAUUGGAACCAGCUUUCUGGCUGCGCCACUGCCCCCUCCCUCCCGGCCCGCUGUCGGAAGAGCACCCCCGUUCCCUGGCCCCUCUUCCAGCUUCGAGUGCUGUGAAGGGCAGGCUCGCAGCCGCGGACAGAGCCGAGGACAGGCCUCCACUUGUCUCAGGAUGAGCGAGGAGUUUUCGUUUCAGCUCGGGAUUGUGCGCGCAUCCUGCGCGGUCCGUGCUCUGACAUUGGGGUGGGGCGCGUCUGCAAAGGUGAGGAUGGAUCGGAAAGGCCCUCGGGCUGCACCUUUGCACAUUUGGAGUCUGCUCUCGCCUUUGCCUGUUCCGCCUUUGGCCUCGGGGUUCUUGGAGGCCAGGCCCAAACGCACACUAGUUUCCCUGGCCUCAGCUUCCCAGCGUUUCUCUCACGGGCUUCUGCUCCACCACCCCCACCUCCCAAUGUCUUUUUGCAUUAGGGAUCCUACAGGACCCCGAAGGAAUGUCAAGGUGAGCCUCACCCCUUGCUCUUGGUAAAGCCAAAAUAAGAUUAGAACCCCGUUUCCAGUCUCCCAGCCCAGCACUGUUUACAUUAAAGCGGUGGGUGUUCCCAGGAACCCUGGCUCAGGAGCUACAGUCUAAAAGACGGUUUCAUUUUUAAAUGGGUUUGUCAAGGUGCUAUCUCUCGCCCACUUGAAGAUUCACGAUGCUCAUUAGCAUAUCAAAGGCUCUGAGAAGUCCCGCUAUAAAAGAAGCCCAGGUAAUUUAGUUUACAGUGUUAACUGCCUGUGGACCUGGAGCAAUUAGAUUUUGCCACCUAAGACUUCCAAGCAUCCCUGUGCUGUCUUGGCUGUCAUUCAUUCCCACCGUUUCCAGCCCAUUGGCUCUGGUGUGAUUGAAGAUCUGGGGUGCACCUUCUCCUUCCCAGAGUAUUUCUCUAGCAGAGGGAGGGCUUGCCUCAAUGGGGGAGAAGAUCGCUGUGCCUGCUAGGCACAUGAGAGACCUGGGAAUUGGCGGAUCUAAACAUUCCUCUACAUUGUUUGGAAAAUGAAGUCAAGGUUAUCCAGAUGGUGUCCCUGUCAAAAAGAACAUUGCCUAUAAAAGAUGCUGGCAUGGACCGUGAGCCGCUGGCAGGAGUGGGACUCACUCACCGAAGAGAGGAGAAAGCUCCGAAGUUGGGGUGAACAGCUGGCCCAGCCUCCAUAAGGUUUCCAUGUUUCUGAGGCCAUGGAAAUUCCCGUAGUGGUCAUGCCGACCUCUCCCAGGGCUCGCUUCCCUGGCAGGGGGCACCAUUCUGGGCUGGGCCAGCAGAGGGCUGCAGAGUGGCCAGCAGAGGGGAGAGUGGAUGACCUCUGCCCAGCAGCUUCCCUUCAACAUUGUCCAAAGGAAGAUCCAAGACACGUGAAGAUUCAUUUUGCCUUAACACAAGAGAAAUUCCGAUUCUCCUUGUGCUGUGACUUGGUUCCAAGAUUCCAGACACCUGGAACUGAGCCGUGCACCUCCGUGCCCGAAACAAUGGGUUUAAGCUCCAGCUUUUGUUCCUUUUCUCUUUUUCCAGAUCACUGUUGAAGUUGCAUCCUCAGCUCAGAAUCAGCGCCUUGAGGAUCUCUUCCUAGCCCCCCGGCUCAUGGUGCUCCGUCUGUGGUCGGGUGACCUUACUCAGGAGCAGAUGUCUCCUUCGCCUUCACGGUAUCUUAUCCAACCAGAUGUGCCUGAAACAUUCCAGAGCUCACUGGCUCUUCUAGAUGUGCCUUCCUGCUUGGCUUCCAGCUGCUUCUCCAGAUGCGAGAAGGAUGUGUAAAACAGCCCCCACACCCACCCCCUCCUCCCGCUGAGACCCUGUACCAUAGGAAUGGCCACCUGACCUGGCCCAGAAUUUUUGAAUACUGGAGGCAGCCUCUUUGGCAUCCCUCAUUCGACUCUAGGACUCAGUCCAGCUUGAGACCACUGUGGACUCCUAUCAGUCCAAAAGUCUGGGACUACUUGCGGAUCCAAGAGAGGAAUUUUCUAGUAUUCUACGAAGGCCAAAAGAGAGGGUGGGAGUGGGAGGGGUGUGGGCCAGUAGCAAGGGGGACCAAUGUGCCUCAUUUAAUAGUUUAGUGGUGAUUACUAAUUUGCUUUUCAGAAUAAAGUUUGGUUUGUGUGA
This is a messenger RNA of Enhydra lutris kenyoni (northern sea otter), 2984 nucleotides long. Its product is annotated as MARVEL domain containing 1. Gene Ontology annotation, molecular function: structural constituent of myelin sheath. The coding region runs from base 1 to 522 and encodes 173 amino acids. The transcript has 2 exons. Gene Ontology annotation, biological process: myelination. Lineage: Eukaryota; Metazoa; Chordata; Mammalia; Carnivora; Mustelidae. The record is from RefSeq and is a predicted model, not a curated record. Gene Ontology annotation, cellular component: membrane.